UAAAAGGUAACGUGGUCGCAUCGGCAGCUAGUAGCCACGUACUAAACUGUAUUUAUUGUGUCUUCACACUUGUAUUUUGUCUCAGAAAGUUCAUCAUGUCGUCCCAUUUGCAGUGGAUGGUCAUCAGGAACUGCUCCAGCUUCCUCAUCAAGAGGAACGGACAGACCUACAGCACCGAGGCCAACAACCUGAAGUCCAAGAACUCGUUCCGCUUCAAUGGUUUGGUGCACAGGAAGACUGUUGGUGUGCAGCCUGCUGCCGAUGGCAAGGGAAUCGUCGUGGCGCUCAAGAAGCGUAAAGGCCAGCACAAACCCGCCAACUCUUACGAGAAGAUCACCAUCAACAAGAACUCUCGUGCCACCCUCAACAGCCUGAGGCACAUCAUUAGCAAGAACAAGUACAGAAAGGACCUGCGCAUGGCUGCCCUGCGUCGUGCCAGUGCAAUUCUGAAGAGCCAGAAGCCUGUUGUGGUCAAGAAGAAGCGCGCCAGGGCUGCCAAGACAGCAUAAGCGGAUACACGUGAUAAAUAAAUAAAAGCUUUUUCUUUGGAAAAAA
Messenger RNA from Cyclopterus lumpus (lumpfish), 555 nucleotides. RefSeq names its product ribosomal protein L28 (gene rpl28). Gene Ontology annotation, cellular component: cytosolic large ribosomal subunit; ribosome. Gene Ontology annotation, biological process: translation. Gene Ontology annotation, molecular function: structural constituent of ribosome. Bases 96 to 509 code for a protein of 137 amino acids. The transcript is spliced from 5 exons. The record is from RefSeq and is a predicted model, not a curated record. Lineage: Eukaryota; Metazoa; Chordata; Actinopteri; Perciformes; Cyclopteridae.